Molecule: messenger RNA, 465 nt
Organism: Helobdella robusta
Lineage: Eukaryota; Metazoa; Annelida; Clitellata; Rhynchobdellida; Glossiphoniidae
Exons: 5
Coding region: 1-465 (154 amino acids)
Biological process (GO): axon guidance; ephrin receptor signaling pathway
Cellular component (GO): plasma membrane
Molecular function (GO): ephrin receptor binding
Source: RefSeq, a predicted model, not a curated record
AUGCCAACGUUAUACGUAAGGUUCAAGAAGAGCACGAACCUUCCGUCUGUGGAAAUAAUGAUGGGAGAUUACAUCGAAAUCAUCUGCCCCAUAUAUUCCAACACGACGGAUGCCAGCGUGAUGGAGGUCUACGUUCUCAGAUGGGUAUCUGAAGAGGAAUACAGAGGUUGUUACGUAAAAAAUCCGAACAGCAAGAUUUUCCAGUGUGAUACUCCAUUGAAGAGGAACAAGUUCACGCUGGCCAUCCUUCCCAACCCCUCUGUUCCCGGUCAGAUGACAUUCAAGGAGGACACGCGUUACUACAUGACCAGCACGUCCACAGGCCGAUCUGAAGGUUUGUUGAACAAGGAAGGAGGCGUGUGUGCAGAAAGAAAUAUGAAGCUCAUUUUCUACGUACCAAAGUUGCAUUUUAACAUUGCUAGCAGCGCUGUUUCAAUUGAUGGCAAAGAAGACAAUUCUGCCUGA